AUGGCUGUGUCCACCACACCCGAGCAGUGGAAAUCUGUUCAUAACAUCACAGAACAGACGAAUACAACUUUGAGUUUUGAUCUUGGGGCUGAGGCACAUCAAAAUUUUUUCUUAUUCCACAGUAUAAAGAUCCUCUCUCUGGUCAUUGCCCUGGUUGGGCUUAUGGGGAACAGCCUUGUCCUGUGGCUCCUGAGCUUCCACAUCCAGAGGAGCCCCUUCUCCAUCUACAUCCUCAACCUGGCUGGGUCUGAUGCCCUCUUCGUUGGUAGCUGCUUUGUGUCGUGCAUAUGGGAAAUUGAUGGAUAUUUAAAUUCUCUUGUCCUGGUGCUAUGGAUCUGCAUCCUAAAUCUGUCUUACUGUGUGAGCCUGACCCUGCUGACUGCAAUCAGCACUGAGCGCUGUCUCUCUGUGCUUUUCCCCAUCUGGUACAGAUGUCACAGGCCCAAGUACAAGUCUGCAGCUGUGUGGGCUAUGCUAUGGGCUCUGCCCAGCCUGUUCUGGGGAGUAUUUGUGGUUCUAGCUUUCCUUGGGCAAUUCUAUGUUUUCUACGACAUUUUGUACUGGGUCUGGGUCGGAUGGUUCGUCUUCCUUACCUGUGUGCUGUGCUUGUCCAGCCUGACCCUGGUGCUGAAGGUCCAGUGCAGCUCCCAGCACAGGUGGCCACCCAGACUCUUCCUCCUGAUCCUGCUCACUGUCCUUGGUUUCCUGCUCUUUGGCCUGCCCUUUGCAUUCACUAAUGCAAAUGGGUUGUUCCUCCGCUUCCCUUUAGUGCCUUAUGAAUUCCCAAGGCUUCUGGCCUAUAUGAACAGCAGUGCAAACCCUUUCAUUUACUUCUUCCUGGGCAGCCAAUGGCGUGGAAGACAGAGGGAGCCCCUCAGGGUGGUCCUCCAGAGGGCCCUGGGAGAGGAGCAGGUGGAGAGGGUUGGGCCAAGGGACACUUCCCACCCCAACACUCUGGAUAAAUUAUCCUGA
This is a messenger RNA of Gracilinanus agilis (Agile Gracile Mouse Opossum), 972 nucleotides long. Its product is annotated as mas-related G-protein coupled receptor member X1-like. Gene Ontology annotation, molecular function: G protein-coupled receptor activity. The coding region runs from base 1 to 972 and encodes 323 amino acids. Lineage: Eukaryota; Metazoa; Chordata; Mammalia; Didelphimorphia; Didelphidae. The record is from RefSeq and is a predicted model, not a curated record. Gene Ontology annotation, biological process: G protein-coupled receptor signaling pathway. The transcript has a single exon. Gene Ontology annotation, cellular component: membrane.